Cryptomeria japonica (Japanese cedar) is the source of this 2909-nucleotide messenger RNA. RefSeq lists its product as uncharacterized. The transcript is spliced from 16 exons. Gene Ontology annotation, molecular function: GTP binding; GTPase activity. Lineage: Eukaryota; Viridiplantae; Streptophyta; Pinopsida; Cupressales; Cupressaceae. The record is from RefSeq and is a predicted model, not a curated record.
UACCAAGUCUAAUGCCAAGACCGAGCAACAACAUAUAUUCGAAAGUCAUCUGUCCUAAAGAACAUUAAAAAAACUAAAGUCAUGUUCAAAUGAUGGCAUCUCACUGAUCAAGGCGCAAAGCAUGCUGGGAUAACUUCGGUUUCACAAAAGCUAAACAUCGCCAGGGCAUAAUUUCCAUCCGUAUAGAUAUGGAAAUGUUUCUAAAUGAUGUCGAUAGAAAUCUUGUGACCCUCGAUUCGCGUGUCCCUGCCCUCAAUUUGACAUAUAUAAGUUAACAUAGCGGUGAUUACUACUACGAGGCCGACGCACUUUGAGGAAAUUACAGAAGCUGCUGCAAGCAAAGGCAAAUAAAAAUGUCACAGCAUUUGGUUUUACUGCUGCUAUUCUUAUUCGGUACAUGCUGCAUUGGAGGCUCAUCAUCCUCAUCCUAUUAUCACCGAGCUUUCCCUAUUAUAGAGCCAGAUGCUGGGCAUACAAAGUUAAUCCUUUCAAAUGAAGGAUUGGAUGUGAUUUCCAGAAUAACAAAUCCUAUUGCAGUAGUUGCGGCAAUUGGUCCUUAUCGUUCUGGCAAAUCAUUUCUUCUCAAUCAGCUUCUAUCUCUUUCUUGUGAUGAAGGUUUUGGUGUUGGGCAUAUGCGUGACACAAAAACAAAAGGAAUUUGGGUUUGGGGUACACCAAUAGACAUGGAUAUUGGCGGAGUGAGGACAUCUGUCCUGUUUCUUGAUACUGAGGGUUUUGAAAGUGUUGGAAAAUCCAAUGUUUAUGAUGACAGGAUUUUUGCUCUGGCAACUGUUCUGAGCUCAAUUCUCAUAUACAAUUUGCCUGAAACGGUUCGUGAAGCUGAUAUAUCUCGGCUAUCUUUUGCUGUUGAACUUGCCCAAGAGUUUUAUGGGAGGUCAGUGAAGUUCCUUUUAGUCCUCCUGUUAGCUUAGAUAUUUCUAAUGAAGUGAUUAUAUUUAUAUUUUGGUAUGGAUUGUCAUAUUAAUGUAUUUGUUGAUGUUGCCAUUUCGUCCUUGUUUCACCAUUUUCUACUGAGGACCAUCUAUAGAGUGAAGGGGAGAGACAUUGCUUUCCAACCUGCUAAGCUUUUGUGGCUCAUACAACGCGAUUUCCUUGAAGGAAAAUCUGUACAACAAAUGGUGAAUGAAGCUCUUCAACAGGUUCCUAAUCUCAGUGGGAACAAAAACAUUGAGCAGGUUAAUCAGAUUCGAGAGUCUUUGGCAAUUAUGGGUGGAAGCAACACAGCUUUUAGUUUACCACAACCUCAUCUAUUGCGCACCAAACUUUGCAAUAUGAGUGAUUCUGAACUGGAUAAAAACUAUGUAAAACGACGUGAGGAGUUGAAGGGACUAGUCACCUCCAUGAUUCAGCCAAAGAUGGUUCAAGGGAAACAUCUAAAUGGGAAAGAUUUUGCAUCAUUUUUGACACAGAUUCUUGAAGCUCUGAACAAAGGUGAUAUUCCAUCUACAGUUUCACUUGUAGAGGUUUUCAAUAAAGGAAUAGUGGACCACUGCUUGAGGUUGUACAAUGAGAAAAUGUCAGGUGUCACCUUACCACUUUCAGAGGAUCUAUUGAGACAGAUGCAUACAGAAUUAAAGAUGAAAGUAAUGGAUGCAUUUGAAGAGCAGCGCUUUGGCCGGUAUCAUGUCAAAACAUCAGUUGACAUGCUUGAUUUUGAUAUUCAGAAGGCUUAUGAAAGUUUGCUCUUGACAAACGAAUAUAAAUCUGCAAAGUUGUGUGAGGCCCUGUACACAAAGUGUGAGGACAGAAUGGAUGAGCUCCAAGACUUGAGACUUCCAUCAAUGGCAAAGUUCAAUGCAGGCUUUGUCCAAUGUAAUAGGAGUUUUGAGGCAGGUUGUCAGGGACCAUCAAAGGCUAUUUAUGAGAAGCGUAUUCAGAAGAUGCUUGGAAAAGCUCGCUUACAGUUUAUCAAAGACUAUAACAAUAGACUUUUCAACUGGCUUGUGGGAUUCUCCCUUGCACUGGUUGUGCUGGGCCGCUUCGUCUUAAAAUUUUUUCUUGUGGAGGUGGUUGCUUGGGCUUUGUUUAUCUUCUUAGAGACAUAUACUCGUAUAUUUUGGUCACCAGAAUCACUGUAUUACAAUCCCAUAUGGCAUUGUAUAGUUACUGUUUGGGAGACGGUAGUAUACAGUCCUGUACUUGAUUUGGACAGAUGGGCGAUUCCUUUAGCUUGGUUAUCCUUGAUAUUGCUGCUCUUGUGGCGUUUUUACGGCAAGAAAAAGCUCUCUGGAGGUCCAUUGCUUCCUGUGUAUGCAUUCCAAAGAGGGAAUUCCAAUCCUCGUCGUCGGAGCGAAUAAUUAUCUACUACAUUCACAUUCUACAAACAAGAAUUUUAUUUAUUUAGCGAAAAAAGGCAUUUUUGACAGGUAUAUUUGGCAGCCCAGAGUCUUGAAAGGGUCUCGAUGUACUUAACAGUAAUGAUGUCAAUCAGAAAUCCUGCAUACCUUUUCAGACCAAAUUGCUUCCAGUGUUUUAAUACCCAGCAAGCAUUGUAUCAUGCUGCAUUAUUUUUUUUAUCAACCCCGGCAAGGGAGUACUAGGUGAUGUAAUCUAAAUUCUUUCUUAAAUGGAAUAGAAGAUGGGGAUUGAAUGUGGAUGCCAAAUUUUAUAUUUUGGCAAAUUCCCAUAAUAGUAGAAGUAUUCGAGGUAAUUUUUUUUCCUCCUGUAAAAUUAUCGCUAGAUCAGCGCCCGGAAUUGUCAGAAUUAUAUGGAUGGUUAUAAUCUUCUUUGCUGAGCACACUUAUAAAUAUUGAAGUGCAUCUACAAAACCCCUGUAAUUUUAACUCAUUCCCAAAGUGAGACCUAAAAAGAUCCUUUCCACAUGAUGGAGGUCUUGGUCUCACAAAAUGGGCAAAUUCUAUCCAAAACUGUAACUGAUUUGAAGUUUA